UUAGUACCAGUAUAAACACGAUUUUGUGAUGGAGAGAGGAAAGCACAUUGGGGCCCGAAGUGUUCUGGAUGAUACCAGGUUGCUGCACUGCUUGCAUGCUGCCAAAUUACAGAGUGAACAGGAGUAUAAGAAAGGAUCCCAAGGAGUGUGGUCUCAGUACUAUCUGCCCAUGGACAUGGUGAAUCUUGUCCAUGCAAGGAAAGCCCAGGCCUUAGCGAGCGAUCAAGAUUAUAGAAAGAGACUCCAUGAAUUUACAGCACUCCCAGAAGACUUGAAGAUGAAAUGGGCCAAAAGAGCCCACAUGCUGCAGAGUGAGCAUCGCUAUAAAUCAGACCUGAACUUCAUGAAAGGAGUUGGCUGGAUGGCUCUGAGAUCUCCGCAGAUAGAAAGUGUAAAGAAGGCUGGCGAGCUCAUCAGUGAGACCAAGUACCGUCAGAAGCCAGAAAGUUUGAAGUUCACUGCUGUGGUUGACUCUCCAGAUUUGAUUCAUGCUAAAAAUAGCUACCUCCAGUGCAAUGAGAGGCUGUACAAGGCUGGAGACUCUGAAGCCAGGCACAGGUAUACCCUGCCUCCUGAUCAUCCAGAUUUUAUCCGAGCUCGCCAGAAUGCACUUAAUAUCAGUGAUAAAGCGUAUAAAACAUCUUGGGAACAGACAAGAGCAUCUGGCUAUGAUUUUAGGAUUGACGCCAUUCCAUUCCAGACAGCAAAGGCUUCAAGAGAGAUUGCUAGUGAUUACAAAUACAGAGAAGCCUUCCUGCGAGACAGAGGCCAGAUGAUUGGAUUCUUCAAUGCAAACGAUGAUGCCCACAUUGGACAUGUUCUCAGAGUGGGGAAACUCCAGAGUGACAACCUGUACAGGAGUGGAUAUGCCCAAAACAGAGCACGUUUUCGGAGUCACCUUAACCAGCCGGGGUUCCUCCAUGCUAAGAGAAGCCAGCAGCUUGCCAGCAAUAUUAACUACAAGCAGCCCUUGCACCAAUACACUUGUGAUCCCGAGCAGCUAAAUGUGAAACAUGCAAAGCAGGCCUAUAAGCUGCAGAGUGAUGUAAAAUACAAGUCUGACUUGAACUGGCUCAGAGGCAUCGGCUGGACUCCCCCGGUUCUUAUAAAGUGGAAAGGGCAAGAAGAGCUGCUGAGCUGGCAUACCUUCGGGAAAUGGGGCUGCAGGCUGCUUCUGCUCAGUAUGGACCUGAAGUUGACCAAGUGGGACCAGAAGGAUCUCAGCAGGUCACAGUUAAUCCUGAUGCUUCGGAAAUUCUGCAAGUCAAGAGAAGGAAAAUGCAGCUGUACAAGUAGUAAACAUGAACAUGACAAAACACAAAUAGAUUUUCAUCUUAUCCUACAAAACCUUUAUUCUGCUCAACAGAAGAAGUACCGUCAGCAUCCAUAUGCUUUGAAGUUUACCAGUAUUAAAGACACUCCUGAGAUGAUCCAGGCUAGAAUUAGUUAUAACCAGGCUGUGGAUAGGUUGUACAAGGAACAUGGAGAAAGUGUAAAGCAUCAAUAUACGCUAACAACAGAUCUUCCUGAAAUCCUUCGGGCUAAAUUAAACACCAAGAAUAUCAGUGAGAUUCGCUAUAAGGAGUCCUGGCAAAAGAUGAAAGAUGGUGGAUAUCAGCUGAGACUCGAUGCCAUUCCCUUCCAGGCAGCUAAGGCUUCGGGUGAAAUCAUAAGCGAUCACAAGUAUAAGGAAGCAUUUGAGAAAAUGAAAGGGCAGAUGAUUGGUUCAUAUGGCUUGGAUGGUGAUAUUCGUAUUGCUCAUUCAGUCCAUGCAUCAUCUCUACAGAGCAACGUGAAAUAUAAGCAAGGUUUUGAGGAUACAAAGACUCAUUUCCAUCUGCCACUCGAUAUGAUAAACUUGGUGCAUGCCAGGAAAGCCCAGUCUCUGGUCAGUGAACAAGAAUACAGACAGCUGCUACACCAGUACACUUCUUUGACUGAUGAUCUGAGAUUGCAGUGUGCCAAGAAUGCAUAUAAACUACAGAGUGAGAAUUUAUAUCGGUCUGACAUGAACUUUAUGAGAGGAGUUGGAUGUAUUACUCCAGGGGCCCUAGAGAUUGAAGGAAAGAAGAAAGCCUCUGAACUCAUCAGUGAGAGUAAAUAUCGUCAGCAGCCACAUUCCUUCAAGUACACAUCGGUGACAGACUCUCCUGGCCUCCUUCAUGCAAAAUUCAGCAAUAUGAUUGCUAAUGAGCGCCUUUAUAAAGCAGCAGGAGAGGACAUUCAGCAUCACUAUACACCAACACUGGGUCUGCCUGAGUUCACACAAGCAAGAAUAAAUGCAGCCAAUCUCAGUGAUGUGAAAUACAGGGAAUCUUGGCAUAAUCUACGUGCUCAAGGCUACAAGCUGACAAUGGAAGCACUCCCUUUCCAGACUGCGAGGGCCUCCAGAGAAAUUGCCAGUGAUGUGAAUUUUACUGAAUUAAAGCAACUCCAUAACCAUCUGAAAUACACUGAAGACUUUGAAGAACAGAGAGGGAAAGGCAGCUUUCCUGCUAUGAUCACUCCAGCUUAUCAAAUUGCCAAGAGAGCAAAUGAAUUAGCCAGUGAUGUAAAGUAUCAUCAAAUGUAUGAAAAAGAAAUCAAGGGAAAAGCCAGCCAUACAGCUGAAGCAGAUGUUACUUUUACAAGAGAAAAUGUGGAUCAAUAUGGCCAGGAUUAUAUGAAUGAGUAUGAAGAACGCAGAGGGAAAGGAAGCUUUCCAGCUAUGAUCACCCCAGCUUAUCAAAAUGCCAAGAAGGCAAAUGAAUUGGCAAGUGAUAUAAAAUACAAGAAAGAUCUUUCCAAGAUGAAAGGUGCAGCUCACUUUCACUCUCUAACAGCUGAUGACAACCUGGUCCUUAAACAAGCCCAAAGUGCUAACAAGCUUGUUAGUGAGGUGGAAUAUAAGAAGGAUCUUGGAAACAACAGAGGGUACAGCAUUAACUACUGUGAUACUCCACAAUUCAAGAAUGUGAGCAAGAUCUCAAAAUACACCAGUGAUAUUAAAUACAAAGAAACAUACCAGAACCAAAUGAAAGGUCAUUACAUGGGUAUUGGCAUGGACAAGCGAAUGUUACAUGCCAUGAAGGUGGGCAGCUUGGCAAGCAAUAUAGCCUAUAAAUCUGAUUACAAACAUGACGGUGUUGACUACAAUUACCCAGCUACUCUCACUCCUUCAUAUCAGACAACAAGGAAGUUGGUCCCUUUGAAAGAUGUAAACUACAGGCAAAGCAUAGACAAGAUGAAGUAUAGCUCUGUUGCCAGCACUCCACAAAUUGCUCAAGCCAAAAUAAAUGCUCAGCAGCUCAGUGAUUUGAACUACCGAGCUCAGUAUGAGAAGACAAAAACAAAUUACACUCUACCUCAGGACAUACCUCAGUUGGUCAAGGCCAAAGCCAAUGCAGAAUUAUAUAGUGAGGUUAAGUACAAAGAAGGCUGGGAGAAGAGCAAGGGCCAGGGAUUUGAAAUGAAGCUUGAUUCCCUGCCUUUACUUGCUGCCAAAGCUUCAAGGGAUCUUGCAAGUGAUAUUAAGUAUAAAGAAGAGUAUGAAAAAACAAAAGGAAAAGCAACUGAAACAAAAGAUUCAAGACUUUUGCACUCUCUGCAGGUGGCCAAGAUGAGUAGCGAGAUUGCCUACAAAAAAGAUUUUGAGGAGAGUAAGACCCAUUUCCAUCUCCCUAUGGAUAUGGUAAACCUGAGGCAUGCUAAGAAGGCCCAAGCACUUGCUAGUGACCUGGAUUAUAGAAAGAGACUCCAUGAAUACACAGUGGUUCCAGAAGAUAUGAAGACAAAAUGGGCCAAGAAGGCCUACGGGCUCCAAAGUGAUCUUCAAUAUAGGGCAGACCUGAUGUGGAUGAAAGGAGUUGGAUGUAUUACAGAAGGAAGUCUUAAUAUACAGCAAGCCAAAAAGGCAGGAGAUUUGGUCAGUGAGAAAAAAUACCGACAGAAGGCUGAUGCUCUGAAAUUCACCAGUGUGGCUGACAGUUCUCACAUCAAACAUGCCAAGAAAAGCCAGGAAUUGCAAAGUGAUGUUGCCUACAGGUCAGGAAAAGAGCAGUUUCUUCAUCAGUACACCAUCACCAAAGAUGACCCUGUCUUCUUAUUGGCCAAAGCAAAUGCUGCCAAUAUCAGUGAGAAACUGUACAGAAGUAGCUGGGAGAAGCAGAAGGAAAAAGGAUUUGUUCUUCGUCUGGAUGCUUUGUCAUUCUUGACAGCUAAGGCAAAGAGGGAUCUGGCAAGUGAUAUUAAAUAUAAGGAAGGUUAUGAGAAGAUGAAGGGUAAGCUGAUUGGAGUAAAAACUGUGGAGGAAGAUUCAAAGAUGGCUCAUUCCCUUCAAAUGUCAAAACUGCAGAGUGAUCUGGAGUACAAGAAGGCAUUUGAGGACACAAAGAAUCAGUUCCAGGUCUCCCUGGAUAUGGCUAACCUUGUCCAUGCCAAAAAGGCUCAGAAUUUGGCUUCAGAUAAAGGAUACAGAACAGCCCUCCAUCAUUACACUGUUUUGCCUACUGACAGGAAAGUGGCAUGGGCCAAAUGGGCGUACGGAUUGCAGAGUGAUAACCGAUAUAGAGCAGAUUUGAACUGGAUGAAAGGAGCUGGAUGGAUAGCCACUGGGUCAUUAAAUGUGGAGCAGGCUAAGAAGGCAGGAGAACUCAUUAGUGAGGUGAGAUUUCAUGACAGCAUGCAACAGAAUUUGCUGCAUAAUGUCUGCAAAAUGUCUGUAUAAAAUUAAAAUAAUUUC
Messenger RNA from Meleagris gallopavo (turkey), 4720 nucleotides. Lineage: Eukaryota; Metazoa; Chordata; Aves; Galliformes; Phasianidae. The record is from RefSeq and is a predicted model, not a curated record.